This is a messenger RNA of Hyaloscypha bicolor E, 1559 nucleotides long. Its product is annotated as amidase. Lineage: Eukaryota; Fungi; Ascomycota; Leotiomycetes; Helotiales; Hyaloscyphaceae. The record is from RefSeq and is a predicted model, not a curated record. Gene Ontology annotation, molecular function: hydrolase activity, acting on carbon-nitrogen (but not peptide) bonds, in linear amidines. The coding region runs from base 270 to 1559 and encodes 429 amino acids. The transcript is spliced from 2 exons.
UGUGAAUCUUCUACUGCGUAGAGCGUCCGAGAUUUUCGAAAUAUUUUUGAACGUAUGAAAGCUCCCGAAAACAUUAGGAGAGCGAGCAGUGGAAUUGUGCCUACGGGACUAACCUUAGGUACAUUGUGCCGUUUUCCAUGCCCACCGCGAGCUCCCUCAAACUCCAUCCCACUCUCGACCCGACACGCAUUCUUCACAAAAGGACAUGAUUCGCACAACGAUGCCACCCUUUGAGUCUUAUAUGCCAUUGGUGAUCCAAAUUGAGCACGAUGGCGGCGUAUCGAGGACUGAGAAUCAAUGGCGACCGUCUGAACAACACACUACAAUCGACCAGCACAUCAUGGGGUGCACUCGCAGCCUCAACCGGCAUGCGAAGGUUAGCAUUAAGCCCGGAAGACAAGGAGGUUCGAGAUUGGCUCGUGCAGCAGUGUAAAGAGCUGGGUUGUGAUGUGAGGGUUGAUCGCAUGGGAAAUAUCUUUGCAACGCGUCCUGGGAGCUCUACGGAAAGGAAACCAAUCGCCAUGGGAAGCCAUUUGGACACUCAGCCAGCAGGGGGUCGAUACGACGGCAUAUUAGGCGUGAUUGCAGCGUUGGAGGUUCUCCGGACCCUACAUGAGAAUAAUAUACAAACACACUGUCCGAUCAGCCUCAUAGACUGGACGAACGAAGAAGGGGCACGAUUCCCUGGGGCAAUGAUGUGUUCAGGAGUCUGGUCCACAAAAUCCACAACUAGUCUCGAAGCAUGCUAUGCGGUCAAGGACACAGAUGGCCUAUCGAUGAAGAAAGCGCUUGAAGAUAUUGGCUACCUGGGAGAUACACCCUGCGAUUAUCGAGAGAAUGGCCUCGAAUGCUACUUCGAACUACACAUUGAGCAAGGUCCAAAGCUGGAAGCAACGGGCAAUAAAGUCGGCGUUGUGACAGCCGUACAAGCCAUGAAGUGGUUUGCUGUGCGAGUCUCAGGUGUUGAAGGUCAUUCUGGGACUACUCCAAUGGAUAUGAGAUCUGAUGCGCUGGUCACAGCAUCCCGGCUUAUAGCUAGUGUGAGUGAUAUAGCUAGAACUACGGGUUUGGGCGUUUCCACGGUUGGAGUAAUCUCCAAUGACACCCAAAGUCAAGCUACGAUUCCAAGUGGAGUUGAAUUCAUUAUCGAUGUACGCUGCUCUACGGACAGAAUGGUCCAGGAUCUCUGCUCUGCAAUCUUCAAAAGUUUUGAUGAGAUUGUGCAGCGGGAGAACAACUACACGAGUUACCAUGUCUUUCGAACGUGGGGCUUGCCUGAGUCUGUAUUUCAUGAUGAUUGUAUCGGAGCUGUCCGUUCUGCUGCUGUUGAUGAAGUAGGCAUUUCCAAGAUCAUGGAUAUGAAAAGUGGUGCUGGUCAUGAUGCAGCCUGGGUCAGCAAGGUUGUCAAAAGUAGCAUGAUAUUCGUUCCUUCAAAGGACGGAAUCAGCCACAAUCCUGCAGAGUAUACGAGCCCUGAAGAUUGUUCCCUGGGAGGGCAGAUAUUACUACAGGCCUUGCUGCUAUACGAUGACGAUGUUAAGAACGGAUCUCUCUCCUAG